This is a messenger RNA of Penicillium psychrosexuale, 279 nucleotides long. RefSeq lists its product as uncharacterized. The transcript is spliced from 5 exons. The record is from RefSeq and is a predicted model, not a curated record. Bases 1 to 279 code for a protein of 92 amino acids. NCBI's taxonomy places the organism in Eukaryota, Fungi, Ascomycota, Eurotiomycetes, Eurotiales, Aspergillaceae.
AUGCCGAAAAAAGCUAAAUAUUCAGAGGAUAAAAUGUAUAUCGCUUCCUUACUAGACUACCCCCCUACCUUAAAUAUAUUAUAUAAAAACCUAAGGAAAAGGAUAAGACUAGCUACUAAAUUAGCUAAGGAAAGCUAUAUAAAGUUAUAUCUUCUUAUUCGACUAGUUAUAUUACUACCGGUUAAGAAGCUUAAUAAUAAGCUUCUUAAUAAUCUAGUUAAGCUAGAUAAUUUAUCUAUAUAUAUAAAAAGGUAUAUUUAUCGAAGUAUAAACGUCUAA